Molecule: messenger RNA, 1455 nt
Organism: Cuscuta campestris
Lineage: Eukaryota; Viridiplantae; Streptophyta; Magnoliopsida; Solanales; Convolvulaceae
Source: the annotation of a GenBank genome assembly
GCAUCGCGGGUUCCUCCGGUAACGGAAUGAGUUCCGAAGUUCCGAUCAAAACCUCAUCCGUCGGGUCAAGUGUGGGGGCCGCAACCAUGACGUCUUUCUCGAUGUCGAGCUCGAUCUUCGGGUCGGCCCCUCGACCCAUUUCCGGGCUCGAAACCACGGGGGACUACCCCGUUGGUAAUUCGAACCCAUUUCUUGGACCGACUGUGGCUUCGACCUCGACGGUCAAUUUUGGACCGAACGCGGGUUUCCCCACACCGGUCAAUCCAUUCGUUGGACCUCAUUGGGCGAGCAACGGCCCUUUCCUCCAUACGCCCAAUGCGGUUGGGCCGAUUUCGGUGCCCGCUAGUUUGGUCCAAAGGCCACCGAAGUUCAAUGGCACGAACUUCAAAAUGUGGCAACAAAAGAUGACGUUCUUCCUGACCGUCCUAGGAUUUGCUGAGUACCUGCAGCAAGAUCCUCCCCAGCCCAACGAAGCCAACGACCCCCUCGUGGCGAUGGUGAACCAAGCAUGGUACCACAACAACUAUCUCACCAUCAACAUUAUCCUUGAGGGGCUGGGAGAUACGCUGUACCCCGUCUACGCCGGUGCAAAGCUUGCCAAGGAGCUUUGGAACAACUUGAACAAAAAGUAUCAAGCUGAAGAUGCCGGCACGAAGAAGUUCAUCAUCGGGAAGAUGCUAGACUACAAGAUGGUCGACAGCAAAUCUGUUGUCGCCCAGGCUGAGGAGCGUACGAUAAUCUUCAACAAAUGCAAUGAAGAAAAAGUAGGCGUCAGCGAGGCCUUCCAAGUGGCGGCCAUCAUCCACAAACUUCCCCGGUCGUGGGAAGAUUUCCAAGUCGACCUCAAGCUCAAAAGAACGCAGCUGAACCUGGAGCAACUGCUCACGCGAUUGAGGAUUCGAGAGGAAGGGCUUGCCAGAAGAGGUGGAGGGGCAAAGGCCAAUGUUGUAGAACAUCCGUCGGGCUCUUCACAUGGCGGGAAGGACAAGAAGAAAAUAGGUCCUAAAGGUGGUAUUUCAAAAUUUGCAGGGAAGUGCUACAACUGUAACAUUACCGGGCAUCGUUCCUCUGAUUGUAGGAAAAAGAAGCCACAAAAGGGAAAGAAGAAAACCAUUGAAGCCAUGUGUGCGGAGCUUGACAACUUGGACCUCUGCGCGGUCGUUACCGAGGUGAAUCUCGUCGGGUCAAACCCGAGGGAAUGGUUUGUGGACACAGGGGCCACACGCCAUAUUUGCUCAAACAGGAGCAUGUUUCACGACUUCCAGGAGACCUUCGGUGACAAGGAAAACCCAACCUGGGUGGUACCUGGGUUCAAUGGGACAACCUACUUGUGGAACGAAGCACAGUCACUGUGGGGGCAAGCCGGAUCACCGAUUUAACACCCCUCCGUUCCUACUGAGAUAUAGCGACUCCCGAAAACGAUGAGGUUAGCAUGACGCUUUAAUGAUUCUUGAA